CUGGCACGAGCGUCGACGCGCCGUGUCGAAUCUGCGCGCUCUGUCGCCCCGGUACCGGGGGUAGUUGCUGUCGUCUGCUUCCCCGGAUCAGGAGCGCGCAUGGCGGCUGGGCUUGUGAGGAUGGUCUGCGGCUCUUUUGGACCCGGUCCGGGCCCACGCGGUGUCGCUUUGAGUUCUAGUACCGCAGCCGUAGCCAAAGCAGUCAGUUUGUCUGGUUUGAAGCCUCUUCCAGAGAAAGUGAAGAUAGUUGAAGUGGGACCCAGAGAUGGACUACAGAACGAGAAGACCAUCGUCCCAGCUGACGUGAAGAUCCGUCUGAUUGACAUGCUUUCGGAGGCGGGACUUCCUGUCAUUGAAGCCACAAGUUUUGUCUCUCCUAAAUGGGUCCCACAGAUGGCUGACCAAGAGGAAGUGAUGCGUGGAAUCCACAGGAAGCCCGGGGUGAGCUACCCGGUGCUGACCCCAAACCUGAAGGGCUAUCGAGCAGCUGUGAAAGCCGGGGCGAUGGAGGUUGCGAUAUUUGGCGCAGCGUCUGAGCUCUUCAGUAAGAGGAACAUUAACUGCUCGGUGGAGGAGAGCCUGCAAAGGUUUGAGGAGGUGAUGUCUGCUGCCAGGGAGGAGAAGGUUCCCGUGCGAGGGUAUGUGUCCUGUGUGCUGGGCUGCCCUUACGAAGGCAGCGUGUCCCCGUCCCGGGUGGCAGAGGUGGCCCAGCGUCUCUACUCCAUGGGCUGCUACGAGGUCUCCCUGGGGGACACAGUGGGCAUGGGAACGCCAGGCGGCAUGGCUGCAAUGUUAGAGGCUGUAAUGAGGGAAGUCCCCGUGCAUGCUCUAGCCGUGCACUGCCAUGACACCUACGGGCAGGCACUGGCCAACAUCCUAGUGGCCCUGCAGAAUGGAGUAAGCGUGGUUGACGCCUCCGUGGCUGGGCUGGGGGGCUGUCCCUAUGCCCAGGGGGCUUCUGGGAAUGUUGCUACAGAAGACGUUGUGUACAUGUUACACGGACUGAGCAUUCACACGGGAGUGGAUCUACCUAAGCUGAUGGACGCUGGCUCAUACAUCUGCCGUUCUCUCAACAGAAGGACCAGUUCCAAAGUAGCCCAAGCCUCCUGCAAAUUGUGAUUUCUGUGUCUGUCUGUGUCUGUGUGUCUGUCUGUGUGUCUGUGUCUGUCUGUGUGUCUGUGUCUGUCUGUGUGUC
Molecule: messenger RNA, 1195 nt
Organism: Electrophorus electricus (electric eel)
Lineage: Eukaryota; Metazoa; Chordata; Actinopteri; Gymnotiformes; Gymnotidae
Gene: hmgcl
Product: 3-hydroxy-3-methylglutaryl-CoA lyase
Biological process (GO): ketone body biosynthetic process; L-leucine catabolic process
Molecular function (GO): hydroxymethylglutaryl-CoA lyase activity
Source: RefSeq, a predicted model, not a curated record